Messenger RNA from Lotus japonicus, 2602 nucleotides. RefSeq names its product mannosyl-oligosaccharide 1,2-alpha-mannosidase MNS1. The record is from RefSeq and is a predicted model, not a curated record. Gene Ontology annotation, biological process: carbohydrate metabolic process; N-glycan processing. NCBI's taxonomy places the organism in Eukaryota, Viridiplantae, Streptophyta, Magnoliopsida, Fabales, Fabaceae. The transcript has 14 exons. Gene Ontology annotation, cellular component: Golgi membrane; endoplasmic reticulum. Gene Ontology annotation, molecular function: mannosyl-oligosaccharide 1,2-alpha-mannosidase activity; calcium ion binding. Bases 336 to 2057 code for a protein of 573 amino acids.
ACCAAAAAAACAGCCCCAUUAGAAGUUGAAUAUUCACUACGGAAAUUGAAUUGACUUGGAAUUCAGCAAACCUGUGACCCGUGCCGUCUGGAGUCGAAGUCUUCUUCUUCUUCCUGUAACAUCCACAAUUCAAUUCUUUAUUCACAGAGAGAGAAUCUAUAAACCCUCGAACCGAACCUGUUCUGCUGUUCACAUCCCACAACUCCAACCACAUCGGACAAACACAAGCGUAGAUUUCAAGGAACCGAUGCCAAGAUCCCCCAUCUAAUUUUAAGGUUGUUGGUUGCUUGUUUUUGCUCUAAAGUUUAGAUCUUUGGCGUUUUUUGGAUUUGGGUAUGGCGAGAGGUACCAGAUCAGUGACGAGUAGCAGCAAAUGGAGGUACUGCCACCCUUCCUAUUACCUCAAGCGACCAAAGCGUCUUGCUUUGCUCUUCAUCGUUUUUGUCUUCGCCACUUUCGUUUUCUGGGAUCGUCAAACUCUAGUCAGCGAGCACCAGGUGGAAAUUGCUGAGCUACGGAAAGAAGUGACUGAUUUGCAAAAUUUGUUGGAAGAGUUAAAUGCAAAAGGUGGUACUGUCGGGAAGUUUGACUGGAAAGCGAAAAAACUCACCAGUAAAGAGGUCCCUGAUGAUCCCAUUGAUAUCGAGAGGAGAGAAAAAGUAAAAGAAGCAAUGCUUCAUGCUUGGGGGUCUUAUGAGAAGUAUGCAUGGGGCCAAGAUGAACUUCAGCCGCAGUCAAAGAAUGGUGUCAAUAGUUUUGGAGGUCUUGGAGCAACUUUAAUAGAUUCUCUUGAUACACUAUACAUUAUGGGUCUCAAUGAGCAGUUUCAGAAAUCUCGAGAAUGGGUCGCGAACCUGGAUUUUAACAAGGAUUAUGAAGCAAGUGUUUUUGAGACAACUAUAAGAGUAGUUGGUGGCCUUCUUAGUGCAUAUGAUCUUUCAGGGGACAAAGUUUUCCUCACCAAGGCUAAAGAAAUUGCAGACAGAUUACUUCCUGCAUGGAACACACCUACAGGAAUUCCUUAUAACAUAAUCAACUUGUCACAGGGACGGGCACACAAUCCUAGUUGGACUGGUGGUGAGAGUAUUCUGGCUGAUUCUGGCACUGAACAGCUAGAGUUCAUUGCUCUAUCUCAAAGGACUGGAGACCCAAAGUAUCAGCAGAAGGUGGAGAAUGUAAUAACACAGCUCAAUAAAACAUUUCCCGAUGAUGGAUUACUUCCUAUCUAUAUUAAUCCUCAUAGUGGAACAACAGGCUACUCUCCCAUUACAUUUGGUGCUAUGGGCGACAGUUUUUAUGAGUACUUGCUAAAAGUUUGGAUACAGGGGAAUCAGACUUCAGCUGUAAAACUUUAUAGAGAUAUGUGGGAGAAAUCAAUGAAAGGUCUGUCAAGUUUGAUUCGGAGAUCAACACCAUCUUCUUUUACUUAUUUAUGUGAGAAGAAUGGAGAUUCUCUCUCGGACAAAAUGGAUGAACUAGCAUGCUUUGCUCCAGGGAUGCUUGCUCUGGGAUCAUCUGGUUACGGUCCUGAUGAUUCACAGAAAUUUCUGACACUAGCAGAAGAGCUUGCUUGGACAUGUUAUAACUUCUACCAAUCAACUCCAACAAAAUUGGCUGGAGAGAAUUAUUUCUUUCAUUCUGGGCAGGACAUGAGUGUGGGUACAUCAUGGAACAUACUGAGGCCAGAGACAGUUGAGUCACUCUUCUACCUUUGGCGUCUAACUGGCAACAAGACAUACCAAGAAUGGGGUUGGAAUAUAUUUCAAGCUUUUGAGAAGAACUCCCGCAUAGAGUCAGGCUAUGUUGGAUUGAAGGAUGUUAAUAGUGGCGUCAAAGACAACAUGAUGCAGAGCUUCUUUCUUGCGGAGACUCUCAAGUAUCUUUAUCUUCUCUUUUCACCUCCUUCGGUCAUCCCAUUGGAUCAAUGGGUAUUCAACACAGAAGCUCACCCUCUGAGGAUUGUAACCAGGCAUGAAGGGGGAGUUGUUGAGAACUCAAAUGAGAAGCAAAAACCUUUUUCUAGAUUACGUGGCAGAAAGGAAGGUCGAUCUGGUUAGACUUCCGUUCUUCUCCGCCAUCACGUGUUGAACCCCUUUUAUGAAGAUUCGCGAAGAGCAGUUUGUUCCAUUUUUAUUGGAGCUUGUAAGAUGUGAGCAUUCCCUCAUAGGUGAGCAGUUGAGACAGGGAGGGAGAAGGGGUUCAUGCUGCUAUAGAUGGUGCAUAGUAUAGGAAAUAGGUCUUCACAGAAGUUCUUACAAAAUUCAAGGUGGCGACUCGACCCUUUGUUGAUGACUGGCCCUUUUGAAAUUCAUGGCUAAUAGGUUACUGCCCUUUAUUUUAUUCCUUUGUCUGGAACCAAAUUUUCCGAUCAGUAACUGCACGGUUUAUGUAUUUGGGGGCAUAUAUCUGCACAUUCAAUAACAAGACAGUUCCAGCCUUUACUUUUCUUUUUAGUUUGAGCAGCAGUAAUGAUACGUUGAUGCAGGCACGCCACAUACAUCCCAUUGUUCUCUCUUUUCUUAUCACAUUCAUCCUAUAUUACAUUAAUUACUUCACUCUUUUAUUAAUUUUCACUUUGAGUGUAUGUUGGGUGUCUAUACUA